Molecule: messenger RNA, 537 nt
Organism: Knipowitschia caucasica
Lineage: Eukaryota; Metazoa; Chordata; Actinopteri; Gobiiformes; Gobiidae
Source: the annotation of a GenBank genome assembly
AUGGGGGUGAGGAGGUUAGUGCGGGUGAUGGGGGUGAGGAGGUUAGUGCGGGUGAUGGGGGUGAGGAGGUUAGUGCGGGUGAUGGGGGUGAGGAGGUUAGUGCGGGUGAUGGGGGUGAGGAGGUUAGUGCGGGUGAUGGGUGAGGGUUAUGGGGGGGUGAGGAGGUUAGUGCGGGUGAUGGGGGUGAGGAGGUUAGUGCGGGUGAUGGGGGUGAGGAGGUUAGUGCGGGUGAUGGGGGUGAGGAGGUUAGUGCGGGUGAUGGGGGUGAGGAGGUUAGUGCGGGUGAUGGGGGUGAGGAGGUUAGUGUGGGUGAUGGGGGUGAGGAGGUUAGUGCGGGUGAUGGGGGUGAGGAGGUUAGUGCGGGUGAUGGGGGUGAGGAGGUUAGUGCGGGUGAUGGGGGUGAGGAGGUUAGUGCGGGUGAUGGGGGUGAGGAGGUUAGUGCGGGUGAUGGGGGUGAGGAGGUUAGUGCGGGUGAUGGGGGUGAGGAGGUUAGUGCGGGUGAUGGGGGUGAGGAGGUUAGUGCGGGUGAUGGGGUGA